This is a messenger RNA of Penicillium brasilianum, 387 nucleotides long. The record is from the annotation of a GenBank genome assembly. NCBI's taxonomy places the organism in Eukaryota, Fungi, Ascomycota, Eurotiomycetes, Eurotiales, Aspergillaceae.
AUGUUCUUCUACAAGGUUGUCGCUCUCGCCGGGUCCCUGGCCGCCUUCACUAUGGCAGCUCCCACAGCGGACGAGCAUGCCAACUCGCUUGAAAAGCGAACCAACGGCCAUGUUUAUAUGUGCACCGGCUACCAGUGGGAUGGCUACUGCACCAACCGUGCCUACCCUCUGGGAAAAUGCUCCAACUUGGCCUCGAGCACUUUCAACCACAACACCGAAGGAUUCGGGCCCGAGGAGGGCAUAUACUGCAAUAUCUAUAUCAAUGACUCUUGCUCUGGUGCGGCAGAGCUGACCCUGGAGUACCCGGGUGUGAGAUCUAUUACUGGCUCUAGCCCUAUCGCUCUGGGCGCCGCGAUUGAAUCUUACGAAUGCUGGUCCAAGCCAUAG